UUGUGGUCUGAGGAUUAGCUCGUGCAUAAAAAUUCACUUGGAAGACGAAAAGUGAUUCAGCAUUCAGUUUUAACCUAACCGUCGACCAUUUGUGACGUGUUUUCUCCAGGUGCGCAUCAUAUCGCGUGCUCAUCCGGCAUUUUCCGACUCAUUCCAUUAUAUUUAUAUGUGUCAAAACUCUACAAGUUAUUUUUUUCUGUUUUUGGUGUAUACAAUAGAAAGGAAGAAAUCUGAUGGAAACAAUAAUUAUCUAACAAAGUUAUUAAUGUGAAGUGUGAUGUUCGAAGUGAUGUUAAAAAUAGCCUAUGUCUCUAGCUCCUCGCGUAUUUAAAGUGUUAACAGUAUAUAUUUCGGGAAAAAAAGAAACCAAAUUGUGGCAGCAGCACCUGAUGCUGUUUAUCUGCAAUUAAAGCUUGUUUCCAUUUAUUGCCAAUCGUGUGAGCAUCGGAACCUGUUCCCCUGAAGUUUGUAUAACGGAUCGACGGUUUUCAAGGAUUUGAACAAAAUGUUGCUGCGAAAUGGCAUAAGGUUAAUUUUGCUGCUAAUGUGCGUGAUCUCACCGCUCGAGGCAGCUCCUGACGGUCGUCGUUCGACCGGUGCUGCAGUAACGGUGAUUAAAGGAAAUGAGAACGAAACAUUCAAAUCGGCCAAAUCAUUGGCGUCUAGCGGCAGGUCUAAGAAAGCGAGCCACAAGUCCACACCAAUUACCUACAUUACAACGCUAGCCGAGACAGGGCAUCCGCAGCACUACGCGAAACCCCACUCCAAGAAGAGCAGCAAAUUGGUUACGAAGUUCCAUGACGACAAAGAACAGCACAGUAAAAGUAAACUCAAACAUCACUAUUGGGAAAAGUCAACGGGGAAGUCACUCGAAGUUAUCCCGAAAAAAGAGCCUUUGGAUAAUCCAGCACUGCUCAGUAAACUGGGCCUCGGAAAACUGCACAUCUCAAACAGUCAUCACAAAAAACGAUUAGCGGUGGAAUCGCGACAUCACGGUCGACCUGAUGACUCACAUAUGUUCGUUAUCAAGCUGCCACCAAAUCCCUAUUACUACACCAACAAUGGACCGGUUCCGGCGCCGAAUGCGAUCGAGGAUAUAGGCAGAAAGAUACCAGUAGGUUUCAAGUCCAACGGCAAACCGGGACGUAUCUAUCACUGGAAUAUUCCGGUGCUGAAGAAAAUCCUGGGCGGCAACCAGAGUCGUAGCCCGAAUUCUCGCCAUCAUGACAACAUCGAUGAGCUAAUCGAUAUCAAAGAUAUCUCAACAUGGAACAAACCCUGGGAGAACGAAACAUUGGACAAAUCAAUGAUGAAGUACACUGCGGCCGACCAGGGCGAAAAGCCCCAGAGGAAAAAAACCCCAACAUAUUAUGCACCGAUAAAAGCGAAAAAAAGCACUCAUGGAAAAUACUACGCCAGCAAUGGCAAACCACAAAGCUUCUACGUGAUCGAGCAGAGCCAGAAGAAUAUGAAACCAAUCCAGCAUCACAAAUUGAUUUCGUAAGACACUUGCGAUGAUAAUCAUCUUUUUGCCAGUCUGAUAGAAGUAGGGAUGAAGAGAAGGAGUAAAUAAUAACUGAAAUUAAGUAUUCUCAUUCAAGCAACGUUAGGGGUAAAGCUUUAUGAGCGAAACAAGAGCUUUUUAUAUACAAAAGGCAAGUUAAAAUUUUUGGUUUGUGUCUUCGACAAUGAUUCCAUUCAUUUUAUCGUCAACUCGACGCAGGAAAAUUGUCGCAAGACCCAAACCGAAGCGAUCAAUUUUCAAAUAAUUUUGGAACAUAUUUUUCGUUUGUAAUUGCAUUCUCGUUUGAGUAACCUAGGUAUAAAUAUUAUUUCCCUGAUUUGAACGUCACCAGAACUUGAGCAAAGUAUCAGUUAAUGAUCGUAUGGUUAUAUUUUCAAUGGCGUUAGCCUAUGGUUUUCAAUUGAGAAUAUCACAUUUUGCUCAUGGGUAUUAGCAUAUACAAUAACAAACAUAUUUUAUUGAUUAUUGCAUAAUUUCGAAUUUAGAUGAUAUGUCGUCAACUGAAACUAUUCGGAACAAAUUUUAUACAUGAAGACUUUAAACUUUCCUUGUUUAUUGAAAUAUUGACUUCAUUUUGAUAUUCUUGAAAGAAUGAUACUUUUUAGCUAUUAGGAAUAAAGCGAAGGAAAACCAUUCCAAAACAAAAGUUUAAGGAUGCACAAGCUAUUUUUCAUUGCUUGAAAACAUGAAAACAAUACAAAAAAAAAGGAAACAAAAAUUAAAAUGAAUGUAAGAAUGUCGUCGAGCAUUCGGACGGAGACACUGAUCGUUUGUGCGUCAGCGGUUACGUAAACGAAGUUUUAUUCCUAAUAAACCCAAUGUUUCGAAUAGACCCAGUUGAAGGUAUUAUCCGAUAGGUUUAGUAUGUAGGCCUGAAAACAAGAGCAAUCGAAAGACUAAAAGUUUUAAAGUAGUAUUAGGAGUAUUGUAAAAUACCAUAUCAUCAGUGAUAUAUUAUUCGAUUUUGGAAUUCCACAUUUUUGAUCGGUACAGCAAAUACUGGUUUCAAUAAAUCAUUCCAAGUCUGUAACAAUUUUUUUGUAAAAAUAUACAUCAGUAUCUAUAAACGUUUUGCAAUGAAAACGUUUUAAAUAUAA
This is a messenger RNA of Toxorhynchites rutilus septentrionalis, 2622 nucleotides long. RefSeq lists its product as uncharacterized. Bases 506 to 1504 code for a protein of 332 amino acids. The transcript has 4 exons. The record is from RefSeq and is a predicted model, not a curated record. NCBI's taxonomy places the organism in Eukaryota, Metazoa, Arthropoda, Insecta, Diptera, Culicidae.